Ahaetulla prasina is the source of this 804-nucleotide messenger RNA. Its product is annotated as retinol-binding protein 3-like. Gene Ontology annotation, biological process: proteolysis. The coding region runs from base 1 to 804 and encodes 267 amino acids. The record is from RefSeq and is a predicted model, not a curated record. The transcript has a single exon. Gene Ontology annotation, molecular function: serine-type peptidase activity. Lineage: Eukaryota; Metazoa; Chordata; Lepidosauria; Squamata; Colubridae.
AUGGCACUUAUAUGUGGUAGCAUCCAUAUUGAGAGUGUCUCACACUCCACCCUGGUGCUGGACAUGGCCAAGAUUCUUUUGGACAAUUAUUGUUUUCCAGAAAAUCUGGUGGGAAUGCAGGAAGCCAUUGAACAAGCCAUCAAGGGUGGGGAGACUUUGGAUAUCUCGGAUCCUAAAAUCUUGGCAACAGCUCUAACAGCUGGACUUCAAGGAACUUUGAAUGAUCCACGGCUGGUAGUAUCAUAUGAAACUUUGGAUCCUACAGUCCCUGAGCAAGAAGCGGAUGCUUCCCUACCAUUAGAAGCACUUUUAGAGAUUAUCCAGCACACAGUCAAAUCUGAAGUGCUGGGUGAUAAUGUAGGCUACUUAAGAAUAGACUACAUCAUCGGGGAGAAUAUGGUGCAGCAAAUUGGUGCUUUCCUGGUAGAAAAGAUGUGGAAACCCUUGAUGGAGACAUCAGCUCUGGUCUUAGACUUGCGUUAUACCACCGGAGGGAAGAUAUCGGGCCUUCCAUUCAUCAUCUCCUACUUGUACAAUGAGGACAAACUGCUGCAUGUGGACACUGUCUACAACCGGCCUUCUAAUAGCACUGUGGAAAUAUGGACCUUUCCAAAAGUGCUGGGCAUGAGAUACGGUAAGAACAAGGAAGUCGUUUUGCUGACCAGUAAACAUACCUCUGGGGUGGCUGAAGAUGUGGCUUAUAUCCUGCAGCAAAUGCACAGAGCUGCUCCUUUGGCUGUGCAUCAUUUAAUGUUCACAAUAUUAUUUUGCUAUUAUCUUGGUGAAAACCUUGUAGAUGACUGA